CAGGUGAUGAAUGGCCAAGUGGUAAUUAUGGUCUCCUUAGAUCUAAAUCAGGAUGUCCAGGUGGUCAGAAGAAUGGGUGGCGUGAGGGAUGGAGGUAUCAGGAUAUGCAAGACUCUAAGACCAGCAGUGAAUGGUCAAGAGUAUCUAAUGGGUCACAUAUGCUGGGUGUCAUAACAAUAAAUCAAUAUAAUAAUAGAGAUGUAAAUAGGACAUUCUGCAUGAAACAAAAUACUGCAAUACAAGCAAGGUUUUGGCCUAAAGGUAAGGUUUUUCUCUGUAUGCAAAAUUAUUUAUGUUGUAUACGUUUAUUUGAAUGAUUUUCCCUUGAAAAUGUAUUUUUGUUUUGACAGGUUCGUAUUGUAUUUACAAGAAUGGAACGUGUCCGAAAGAUAUGAGAUCAGGCUGGGUGUACUGGGAUGAUGAAGAUUAUGAUAACAGAAAUAGUUACGGAGGAUUUCUACCAGAUGGUUCAUAUGAUAAAAAUACCAAGAUAUACUAUUGUUGUCAAACUGAUGGUAACUGGUAUGAUUUAAUUGAACUGCCAGUCAGUCAACCAUUUUAUUUACUAACAUCUAACUCUACUGACACUCCCAAAUGUCAGAUAGUGAAGUGGGCAAUUAGUUACUUGGAGUAUAUUGUGUUUGAUACAGAAGAUAGCAACAAUACAGAUGACCAGGGAGGGGAACAUUUAUUUCUGGAUGGAAGAAAGCUAUUCUAUUGUUACUAUGAAGGUACGUCAUAACUCAGUUCGAUCGUCAAUUGAACAUUCAAACAACGCUUUCCACAAUUCGAAAAAAUAUUGCAUUUGAAUCUUAUAACAUGUACGGUAACUAAGAAAAAAAGGUUUGAAAAUGUACAUUUCAAAGUGUUCAAUUGUUUAAUAAUCUUUUAAUUUAUAACAUAUGCUAACAAUUUAAACACAGUCUGAAUUGAUUGUGCAUGUAUUUUUGGGUAUAGCUCAUAUUUAAGCCUGAUAAUUGUUUAUAGUAUCAACAGGCCCAGGUUAAAAUUCUUUGGCUCUGAGAUUAUGAAAUUAUGAAAUAAAUUUGAGUCAGAACAAUGAAUGAUGACGUAGAGAACAGUGGGAUUUUCAAAAUAAUGAAACAACAAUGCACGUAUUGAAUAUUCCAAUUACUCACUGGAUCAUACUUUACUGGACGGUACUAAUAUUAUGAUAAAUGCUAUAUGCAAGCACAUUGCAUAAAUUUUAGCUUUGAUUUUUAAGGUCCUUUGAUUUUCUUUAAUUCUAUUCCAGACUGCCGCCGUACAAUGACUGGUCUUAGUGGUUCAUUUAGAUCACAUAAGAUUGCAGUUAGUGAGAUGGAUCCACGCUCACAAUAUUGUUCCUGGUUAAUUACGCUUGCUGAAACAUACAUCGUUGCAUUGAGCUUUAAAGAGCUGACCAUACCAAGUUGUAAAGAUACAUUUCUAAGAAUAUAUGAUGGUUCAAAUAAUGCAGCUCCAUUGCUUGGCACAUAUUGUGGUUCAAAUGCAAGAGCAGAAAUCGUGGUUUUAUCAUCCACAAAUAGUUUAUACAUUGUGUCAAAUUCUGGAAGUUAUGAAAGAAGUCCUAAAAAUACUUUUACUUUUCAUGCACAAUAUAAUGCUACGAAUUCGACAGGUUGGUAUACUUGUAUUUGUAAUAAGUUAAUAAUGAUAUUUGCUGUUUUGGUGUAAUGUACUCAGGUGAAUAAGAUACUUGUAAUGUUACUCUGAGUCAGUGGCGUAAUGGGGGAAGAGGGCGCCCUUAGGCAUAGUUGGUGUGGGGCCCCCUGUUGACUGUUGUCAUUGCUUAACUGAGAUAUAUUUAUAUUGGAUAUUUAUGGAAUGUUCCGGAAAAUUCCGUGUCUGGCGCAACAACAACAACAAAUCAAUAACAGUCUCCAACACACGUAACAACUAAUAAGAAUAAUGUUUGUUUUAUUUGAGAUGGAAUAAAAAAAUCAGCCACGGUUGUCGAUGGAGGC
Paramuricea clavata is the source of this 1967-nucleotide messenger RNA. NCBI's taxonomy places the organism in Eukaryota, Metazoa, Cnidaria, Anthozoa, Malacalcyonacea, Plexauridae. The record is from the annotation of a GenBank genome assembly.